This is a messenger RNA of Gongylonema pulchrum, 393 nucleotides long. The record is from the annotation of a GenBank genome assembly. NCBI's taxonomy places the organism in Eukaryota, Metazoa, Nematoda, Chromadorea, Rhabditida, Gongylonematidae.
AUGGAUCCCCAGGUUCAGGCGCAGAAGGGACAGGUGGUGACGUUGGCUAACCGCGGAAAGUUGUUGCUGGAGAAGUCGCAAGGAAAGACCGUGUUGGAGCCAAAAAGCGAUUGUGAUGGCAACAUUUUCUGGCAUUUGCUACGAGACCAUGUCGCUGGGAAGAUUGCCAUGGAGCGAACUGAGCAGGACGGCAAGACAUACGUUAAAUUCGGCGAAAUUUUGUUCGAUACAUCUGGCACAGUAACACUGUUUCAAGAGAAGGAUGGCAUAAGGGAGUUGAAUGUGGAGGAUGUCAUAUUUUAUUGCAAUGUUUUGCAUUCACCCACAUAUUUCGCAUAUAUGAAGAAAGUCACGGAAGAGAAAAAAACAGCUUUGCGCCGUGGCGAUGUGUAA